Molecule: messenger RNA, 1946 nt
Organism: Bactrocera latifrons
Lineage: Eukaryota; Metazoa; Arthropoda; Insecta; Diptera; Tephritidae
Gene: Gr28a
Product: putative gustatory receptor 28a
Exons: 4
Coding region: 495-1946 (483 amino acids)
Biological process (GO): sensory perception of taste
Cellular component (GO): neuronal cell body; axon; membrane
Source: RefSeq, a predicted model, not a curated record
GUGUGUAUAUGUAUAUGAUCGUAUUCCUCAUUACUUUUGUUGGUUCAAAUUGUGUCACAAUCCAAUAGUCAUUUGUUAUAUUGAUAGCAACUGUAGCUUAUUACGGCUAUAACGAGCCAUCAUUCACUUCGAUUACGGGCAAUGUCCUUUUAACGCGUUGUAGCAUGUAAACUCCUUUGACCGCGCUACCUUACACUAAUCAUAUUUGUGGAAUUGAAAGUCAGCGCGGCACUCCUACACAUCCCCGAUCAACCGAUACUUCAUCAAUGACGCGUCAAUACAACAAUAACUUCAAACAAUAUUUAUACAAUUAAACUGAAAGGACAUGCCAAGACACUCGGAAGUAUUUCAGUGACAAUAUGGAAUUUCGCGACAGUAAUCAACAAGUGCGCGACGCUUACGGACGUUUACAAAGCAUUUUAUUAUUGUCUUCCGGUUGACAUUGACCUAUAAAAGGUGGUUAUUUGAGAACGCGUUACGGACACAAAUUGUAUAUGUGCAUACAUAUCUACACAUAUAAUCACUGUGCGCUCAUACUAAAGGGAAAGGAACGGCUUGAUAAUACAGUACACUUUCAUAAAACUUUCAUAAUGGUCUGGCAGUUUUUAAAACAUUUAACGCAAUCGGAUAGCAUUUUACAGUCACUUCGACCGUUAGCAUAUAUUUCACUGAUUGGUUUGGCACCAUUUCGUUUGAGUGUUAGCAAGGAAGUGACCACUUCGGCCUUUUCUCUUGCUGCUGGCAUUUUGCACUUUUUUUUCUAUGUGCUAUGUUUUUUUCUAUCGCUACGCGAAGGAGACUCCAUCAUUAGCUACUUCUUCCAGACAAGCGUAACGCGUUUGGGCGAUGCAACACUCUCUUUAAGUGGCAUAAUAGCAAUGGUCAUGAUUUUUAGUUCAAUUUUCUUUAAGCGCAAUUUACUGCUUACAAUCAUACAAAACUGUUUAGUGGUGGAUGGGAUAUUUUUGCGUUUGGGACUAAAGCUUGAUUAUCGCAAAAUACUGAUGUAUUCAUUUGUUACUUCGCUAGGAUUAUUGUUGUUCAACUUCGUUUACUUAUUGGUCAGUUAUAUGCUAUUGCGUUCGGCAGAGAUAUGGCCAUCAUUUGUAGUUUUUACCACAUUCGCCUUGCCACAUUUAAAUAUCAGCAUUAUGGUCUUCAAAUUUCUAUGCACCACUCAUCUGACACGUACGCGUUUUAGAAUGAUGAAUGCGGUGCUGCAGGAUAUACUCGACUCAUGUAUUGAGGAGCGCGAUGCAGUUGAGCUCUCACCAAUGCACUCAGUAAUACAUUUACAUAGUACCAAUAAUAUUACAUCACGGCAUGCCCCAUCGGUUAUUAAACCCACAGCUACGCCACGCACUCGUUACAGCGUCACUUCUCUUGUACGUCGCAAUCCUGAAGGAGCGCUCAAACAAGUCAGCAAUGUGCAUAAUUUACUUUGUGACAUAUGUUGCACAAUCGAGGAUUACUUUAAUUAUCCAAUGCUAGCUAUUAUAGCUAUUUCAUUCCUAUUUAUUCUAUUUGAUGACUUUUACAUAUUGGAAGCGGUCAUCACGCCAAGUCGUGUUGACAAAUUUGAAGCCGAUGAAUUCUUUGCAUUUUUCAUUACGCAAAUGUUGUGGUAUGUGGUGAUAAUAUUGUUAAUUGUUGAGGGUAGCAGCAAAACCAUUAAGGAAAGCAAUAAAACAGCAGCUAUUGUACAUAAAAUACUAAACAUAUCUGAGGAAUCGGCCGUACAUGAUCGUCUGUUGCGUUUAUCGUUGCAAUUGUCACAUAGACGAGUUGUGUUCACAGCCGCCGGACUAUUUAAUUUGGAUCGUACGUUAAUAUUUACAAUUUGUGGCGCUGCAACUUGCUACCUCAUAAUUCUCAUACAAUUUCGCUAUAAUCCGGCACACUGGGAUCGUUUAAAUACGUCAUCCGGUACAGUUUUAGCUUCAUAA